UCGUCAGUUCAUACAGUGCCUCGAGGUCAUUUAUGUAAUUGCAACAGUUGCGACUCUGUUAUCUGUUCUAUAACACCCAAAUCCAUUAUUAUUAUUUAUUCCCCCCCAAAAAGCCCGAAAAUUCAGUUCCUCACACACUUUCCCCGCCAUUUGCCUUCUCAAUUUCUCUUCCCAAUCUGUCCCUCUAGGGCUCCAAAACGUUCAUCAUCUCCCUCACUCUGCAACCAAAACCCUAAUUCCCGCCAAAAUACCCCUGGAUUUCAGCUUAAUUACAACCCCUGCCACUCCACCUCGUUCUCGAUACAUGCCCUUGCAGUGCCAAUCGCGAACUCACCGGUUAAGCAAUCGAUGAGUUAUCCAGUCACUUCCAGUUCGAGCUCCGGCUCGGCUCACUGGGGCAUCAGCCUCUCGAACACGGUGCACUCGGAAGUCGCUCCAUGCUUGCCUUUGCCUUCGCUUCCGGUGUUCUGCGGCGCAUCUGAUCAGGACCUACGGCUGUUCGACGAGCCGAGUCGAAACAGUGCGUGGUUGAAUCACCCUGACGCAGCUCUUUCCAGUAGGAUUGCUGAUCUGCUUCGAGAAACUGACGUCUCUUACUUGAACCUUCGAGAAGAUUCUAGCUUAGUUCCAUAUGGUUAUAUCGAACCUUUAAAACUUCAUGAUGAAGUUCUUCAGUUCAAUCCAGAAGCAUUUGAGUACAAUAGUCCAGGUCCUAUUAAGGGGCAAGUGCCUGGCAGUAGUACAGUACCUGACAAGAAGCCCUUCAAGCCCAGUGUACCUAUAACCAGACUUGCCCAAAGAGACUAUGGUGCAACUAACAAUAAUCAGCUCAAUGAUAUUCCUCCUAAUGACGUAUCUACACCAUCUUCUAGGAAACCAAAAGCCAAGAAAAAAGAUACUGAUGUCGUUAUGUCAUCAGUCGGACCAGAUCAGACUGCAAUUCAAGACGCCAUCAUUGGACGCUUUUGUGAGUUGGUGGAGGAUUUCUGCGGUAGAGCUGAACUUUUCAGUGAUGAUCGGGAAGAAGCUGAGUGGUUAUCUAUUCCUCUUUCUGAUCUUAGAGUGCUUGCAAAUGAAAUAAUGUCUCUUCGAGCAAAGAGGCUUCUACAUUUGGUCCCUGUAGAUUCUUUUGUUAGAUUGUUAAGGAUUUUAGAUCAUCAGAUACAUCGAGCUGAAGGCUUGUCUAUAAGUGAAUGUGAGCAGUCAAAUUCAGAUGUGGUUUCAUCAAUAAAUUGUGCACUAGAGUCCAUUCAUGCAGCUUUAGCAGUAAUGGCUCAUAACCAGAUGCCAAAACAACUAUAUAAAGAAGAGAUCAUUGAAAGAAUUCUGGAGUUUUCUAGGCAUCAGAUAAUGGAUGUUAUGUGUGCUUAUGAUCCAUCAUAUCGUGCUUUGCAUAGGCCAAGUCAAAAUGGGUCCCUUGAAGUUGAGGAAGAUGAAGACCCUGAUGCUGAAAUUGGUUCAGCAAGCAAGAAACGACGCAGCAUCAAGACCGUUAAAGUGCAUAAAUCGUCAUUUAACAGGGUCUCUGCUGCUGUGAAUAAUAUUCUUCAGAAAAUGUGCACCAUUCUUGGUUUACUCAAGGAUUUGUUGUUAAUAGAAAGGUUGUCAGAUGGUUGCAUCUUACAGCUAGUGAAAACAAGCUUUACAACAUUCAUGGUGGAUAAUAUCCAGCUCUUGCAACUGAAGGCAAUGGGUUUAAUCAGUGGGAUAUUCUAUUCAUACACUCAGCAUCGGACUUAUGUGAUAGAUGAAUUAAUUCAGCUGCUUUGGAAGUUACCGUUCUCGAAGCGAGCUUUGAGAGCCUAUCACCUACCUGAUGAAGAGCAAAGGCAGAUUCAAAUGAUCACUGCUUUGCUGAUUCAGUUGGUUCACUAUAGUGCAAACCUUCCUGAACCGUUAAGGCAGGAAUCAAGUGGUAAUUCCAUCUUAGAACUUUCUCUCGAUGCUGAUUAUCCAACUAAAGGCCAUGAGGCAGCAACAGAGGCGUGUUGCCACUUUUGGACUCGUGUACUUCAGCGUUUUGCUAGUGCGAAGGCUCAGGAAGCUUCAGAGUUGAAAGUAAUGAUGGAGAAUCUUGUUACUGAUCUGCUGACAACGUUGAAUUUACCUGAAUAUCCUGCUUCAGCUCCUAUUCUGGAGGUUCUUUGUGUCUUGUUACUCCAGAAUGCCGGGCUGAAAUCUAAAGACAUAGGUGCACGUACCAUGGCGAUUGACCUUCUUGGCACAAUUGCUGCGAGGUUGAAGCGUGAUUCUGCCCUUUGCAUUAAGGACAAAUUUUGGAUACUACAGGAGUUGGUUAGUGUGGAUGGGAAUGAUCAGACUGAUCCAAAAAAUGCAUGCUCAGUUUGUUUAGAUGGUAGGGUUGAAAAAAAUUUCUUUGUAUGUCAAGGUUGUCAGAGAAUGUUUCAUGCUGAUUGCAUGGGAGUAAGAGAAUAUGAAGUUCCAAAUCGAAGUUGGCACUGUCAGAUAUGCCUCUGCAGGAAGCAACUUCUUGUUUUACAAUCUUACUGUAAUUCACAAUGCAAAGAUGAUGGGACAAAAGAUCGUAAUCGUUCAGGAAGAAACACUGAAGUUGCUUUUUCUAUUACAAAACUUGAGGUUGUCCAGCAGAUGCUUUUGAAUUACCUUCAAGAUGCCGCAUCAGCUGAUGAUGGGCAUCUCUUUGUUCGCUGGUUUUAUCUCUUGUUGUGGUACAAGGAUGAUCCAAAAUCACAGCAGAAGUUCAUGUACUAUCUUGCUAGACUGAAAUCAAAAGAAAUAGUGCGGGAUUCUGGGACUGUUUUUUCAUUAUUGACAAGGGAUUCAGUCAAGAAGAUUACUUUAGCAUUGGGACAAAAAAACUCUUUUUCCAGAGGGUUUGAUAAGAUUCUUCAUUUGCUUCUGGCAAGUUUAAUGGAGAAUUCACCUGUAAUUAGGGCCAAGGCUUUACGAGCGGUCAGUAUAAUUGUAGAAGCUGAUCCGCAGGUGCUAGGAGACAAACGCGUUCAAUCGGCUGUUGAAGGAAGGUUUUGUGAUUCCGCAAUUUCUGUCAGAGAAGCAGCACUGGAACUUGUAGGGAGGCAUAUUGCUUCUCAUCCUGAUGUUGGUUUGAAGUAUUUUGAGAAGGUUGCUGAGAGAAUCAAAGAUACUGGAGUAAGUGUUAGAAAACGAUCUAUCAAAAUCAUACGAGAUAUGUGCGUUUCAAAUGCAAACUUCUCCGAAUUUACAAAAGCUUGCAUUGCUAUCAUCUCCCGUAUUGGUGAUGAUGAAUCAAGUAUACAGGAUAUUGUUUGCAAGACAUUUUAUGAGUUCUGGUUUGAGGAACCUACUGGUUCACAAACUCAGUUCUUUGGAGAUGGUAGCUCUGUUCCAUUGGAGGUGGCUAAAAAAACUGAACAGAUUGUUGAGAUGUUGAGGAGGAUGCCAAGUCAUCAACUUCUUGUGACUGUCAUUAAACGCAACUUAGCCCUUGAUUUUUUUCCCCAAUCAGCUAAAGCUAUUGGGAUAAACCCUGUCUCACUUGCAUCUGUACGCAAGCGCUGUGAGUUAAUGUGCAAGUGCUUACUGGAAAGGAUAUUGCAGGUAGAGGAAAUGAAUAUCCAGGAAGGAGAGAGGCGGACCCUUCCAUAUGUGCUAGCUUUGCAUGCAUUCUGUGUUGUGGAUCCAACACUUUGUGCACCAGCUUCUGACCCUUCCCAGUUUGUGGUUACUCUUCAGCCUUAUCUAAAGAGUCAGGCUGAUAGUCGAGUGAUUGCACAGUUAGUGGAGAGCAUAAUCUUUAUAAUUGAUGCUGUUCUGCCUUUUGUUCGAAAGUUACCACAAAGUGUUGUUGAAGAACUUGAACAAGACUUAAAGAACAUGAUUCUUCGGCAUUCCUUCUUGACAGUUGUUCAUGCUUGCAUCAAGUGCCUCUGUGCUGUGAGUAAAGUGGCAGGAAAAGGUGCUGCUAUAGUGGAGAAUCUUAUUCAGCUGUUCUUCAAACGUUUGGAUGCUCAGGCAGUAGAUAACAAGCAGCAAGUGGGGCGGUCUCUUUUCUGUCUUGGAUUGCUCAUCCGUUAUGGCAACUGUUUGGCAAGUAACUCUGACAAAACAAGUGAUGUUGUAAGCAGUCUCAGCUUGUUUAAAAAAUAUCUUCUAGUGGAGGAUUUUGUCAUAAAGGUUCGGUCAUUACAGGCAUUGGGCUUUGUUCUAAUAGCUCGGCCUGAAUAUAUGUUGGAAAAAGAUAUCGGGAAAAUAUUAGAGGCAACAUUCUCUUCUAGCUCUGAUGUUCGUCUUAAGAUGCAAGCGUUGCAAAACAUGUACGAAUAUCUCCUUGAUGCCGAAAGUCAAAUGGGAACAGAUGCAGCCAGUAAUAAUGUGAUUCAAUAUUCUGUGGAAGGUGGCAAUGCUGUAUCUGUUGCUGCAGGUGCUGGGGAUACUAAUAUCUGUGGUGGUAUAGUUCAGUUGUAUUGGGAUAAUAUGUUAGCGAGAUGUUUGGACCUUAAUGAACAAGUUCGCCAAUCUGCACUUAAGAUUGUUGAAGUUGUGCUGCGCCAAGGCCUUGUGCAUCCUAUUACUUGUGUUCCAUACCUUAUUGCACUCGAAACAGAUCCUCUGGAGAGCAAUUCAAAAUUAGCACAUCAUUUGCUGAUGAAUAUGAAUGAAAAGUACCCUGCAUUUUUUGAAAGCCGCCUGGGGGAUGGCCUUCAAAUGUCGUUUACUUUCAUACAGUCCGUUACUACCAGUUCUGAACGGGAGAACACAAAAGUUCCAACAAAGGCUUCGGGAAAUGCAAAGGGAAAAUGUGAUAGUAUUUCUCUUGCUCAAGCAAGAGUGGGGGUUUCUCGAAUCUAUAAGCUUAUUCGUGCUAACCGGGCUUCGAGGAACAAAUUUAUGUCUUCGAUUGUUCGCAAAUUUGAUAAUACUAGCUGGACAACUUCAGUCGUCCCGUUCCUAAUGUACUGCACAGAAAUACUUGCCUUGCUACCGUUCACAACACCUGACGAGCCGCUUUAUUUGGUCUUUUCUAUAAAUAGAGUAAUACAAGUUAGGGCUGGAGCGCUUGAAGCAAAACUGAAAGCUCUAACCUUGCAUCUGUUACAAAGAGGUGCGCCUCAUGGGAAUGGCAUAAUUGAAGAGGACCCAACUGCUCAGCCUUUUCAAAGAGGGACGACAUUAGUGGAUUUGAAUGGGACAAUUCAACAAGAACCAGUGUUUCAACCUGUUACAAAUUAUAUGCCAACAAUGCAGUGGAAUGGGGUAAUACAACACGAGCCAGCUGAUCAGUCUGUCUCAAAUCAAGCUACCCCUUUUGGGGCAAACAUGUACAGUACGGGAUCCGGCAGUUCCCAUGGCUUCUCAAAAGAUGAUGAACAGAAGAUCCAGGCAGACUGCCUAGCAGCUAUUGCGUUGCAGCUUCUUUUGAAACUAAAGAGACACCUAAAGAUUGUGUAUAGCCUGAAUGAUGCAAGGUGCCAGGCCUUUUCUCCAGCUGAUCCCCUUAAACCGGGAGAUGUUCUCUCCAGGCAGAACAUUCCUUUUGACCUCAGUGAAACACAUACCACCUUGCCUACAACGCAUCAAGAAUUGGUACAAAGAUAUCAGGAAUUCAAGAAUGCGUUGAGGGAAGAUACUGUUGAUUACUCUACUUACACAGCCAACAUCAAGAGAAAACGUCCGGCCCCAAGAAAAGGACGGAAAUCUGUAGGUGGAGAUGAUGACGGUGAUGAUGAUGAUGAAGAUUGGACAGGUGGGCCUCGGAGGCUGAGUAAUAGUGGGAGGAGAGGUAACUACAGUAGAAGUCGACAGCGGUUAUAGGAGUCAAGUAUAUGACAGGGUAGGCUAACUUGUACAUGUUUUAGGAGAAAGGAAUAGAUAUAGGGAUAUAAUGAGAGCAGAAAGAAUAGAUUUAUGGAAAUGGUAGAGAAAUCCAGUAGAGUAGUGCUUUCUCUUACCUUUUCCAUCUUUUGUAAUUUGCCUGGAGAUAUAGUAACCGCAUUCUUUUUGUGAAUGUAAUUCAGCUGUUAUAUGUAUUAAUUUUUCAUUUAUUAAUGUUAUGUUUUAGCCUCUUUUUUUCA
This is a messenger RNA of Prunus dulcis (almond), 6035 nucleotides long. Its product is annotated as sister chromatid cohesion protein SCC2. Gene Ontology annotation, cellular component: Scc2-Scc4 cohesin loading complex. Gene Ontology annotation, molecular function: chromatin binding. The transcript is spliced from 28 exons. The record is from RefSeq and is a predicted model, not a curated record. Bases 349 to 5775 code for a protein of 1808 amino acids. Gene Ontology annotation, biological process: replication-born double-strand break repair via sister chromatid exchange; regulation of gene expression; establishment of protein localization to chromatin. NCBI's taxonomy places the organism in Eukaryota, Viridiplantae, Streptophyta, Magnoliopsida, Rosales, Rosaceae.